UCAACGCAGCAACACAGCUCAGCAAAAAAAACGCACUCGUCAACAUGAAAGUAGCCAUCGUUUUCGCUUGCCUUUUGGCCGUCGCCUACGCUCGUCCCGAUGUCAGCAUCGUUCGUCAGGACUCCGAUGUACAGCCUGAGGGUUAUAACUUCAUUGUGGAGACUAGCGAUGGCACUCAACACUCUGCUUCUGGUGCUCUGCAAAACGCUGCCACCGAUCACGAAUCGCUCGCCGUUAAGGGCAGCUACUCGUGGACCGAUGAGAAGACCGGCGAGAAAUUCACUGUUAACUAUGUCGCUGAUGAGAACGGUUUCCGACCAGAGGGUGCUCAUUUGCCCGUUGCCCCAGUUGCUCCUUAAGUUUGUGAGAUGACGAAGUUAGGAAAUAAAAUUAUUUGUUUUUUUUUAUUAAUUUAAGAAGUUAAGGUGGUUUUAUAAUUGGAUAAUAAACUUUUAGCA
Messenger RNA from Ceratitis capitata (Mediterranean fruit fly), 458 nucleotides. Its product is annotated as larval cuticle protein 5-like. Bases 45 to 359 code for a protein of 104 amino acids. Gene Ontology annotation, cellular component: chitin-based extracellular matrix. Gene Ontology annotation, molecular function: structural constituent of chitin-based larval cuticle. The record is from RefSeq and is a predicted model, not a curated record. The transcript has a single exon. Lineage: Eukaryota; Metazoa; Arthropoda; Insecta; Diptera; Tephritidae.